AAAACCACUGGAAGGAAAUGUUUUGUUUCAAAUUCUAGUGACAUUUUAGAAACUUGCUAGUGUGGGUUGACAACAGGCCAGAAGCAGAAUGAACAUUAGUAACACUCUGAACCUAAGUGGAUUGUUGUAUGAAGAAUCCAAUGAUGAGGACAAAAGGAAGAUUUUAUAUGAGUUUGUGACGAAUGGUGUGCUACUGAACGUUAUUGGUAUUCUGGGUAUAUUUGGUAAUAUCAUUUCUAUGAUCAUUCUUUCGCGUCCUCAGAUGAAAUCUUCUAUUAACUAUCUUUUGAUUGGUUUAGCAAGAUGUGACACUGUGCUCAUUAUAACAUCUGUCCUGCUGUUUGGUAUUCCAGCCAUCUUCAAGUAUACAGGAUACUUGUUCAUAUAUUAUUUCAAGGUUUACCCACAUCUGGUACGUGUCAUUUAUCCACUUGCCCUCAUUGCACAAACUGUGUCAGUGUACUUGACACUGACUGUGACCCUGGAACGCUUCGUUGCUGUGUGUCACCCUCUGCAAGCAAGGUCUAUGUGCACAUAUGGGCGAGCACGUCUGUAUGUCAUUCUCAUCAUUGUGUUCUCAACCCUGUACAAUCUGCCACGUUUCUGGGAAGUGCAACUUGUGGAACUGACUUAUGAUUCCAAAUACAACACAACUUUGUAUGAAGUCAGUAUGACCCAGCUCCGAGACAACCCUGUCUACAUCUCCAUUUACAUCCACUGGCUUUACCUCAUUUUUAUUUACUUCCUCCCAUUUACCAGUCUAGCAGUCCUCAAUGCUGCCAUUUACCAACAGGUACGUCGUGCAAACCAAGAACGUCAGCGUCUGUCACGACAGCAAAAGAAAGAGAUUGGAUUGGCUACCAUGCUAUUAUGUGUGGUGGUUGUCUUCUUCCUGUGCAACAUCCUGGCAUUAGUUAACAAUGUACUUGAAGCAUUUUAUGGCAGCCCACUGGAUCAAGUAGUUCGAACCAGUGACAUGCUGAUCACUAUAAACUCCUCUGUGAAUUUCAUUAUAUAUGUUAUAUUUGGGGAGAAGUUCAAACGACUGUUUCUGAAACUGUUUUGCUCCCGUGGAUGGAUGGGUGUUGGUGGAAGGGACUCACCUGAUGCUAACACUCAUGAUGAUAGUGUUGUGUCCAAUGGAGAUGGUAGGAAUUAUUCUCUUAGGAACAGUCACAUGUACCACCUUCAUCGCACUGGCACCACUGUUGUCCGAAAUGGUAGCACAACAAGUGGAAAUAGCAACAGUAUGCAUUGCAGUACUAGAAUACCACGUGCACCAUCUCCUGGACCAUGUGUGUAUUAUCCUGCUCGACCUAUCUGUGGCAGUGAAUGGGAAAACGAAAAUACUACCACUACAUCUCUCAACAAACUCUGAAAAUAAGUCCUGAAUAACUGCAAUUCUGACUGAAUAUGUAUACUCAGAACCAAAGAACUCAAAUGUGAAGGAGGAAGCAUUAUGGAAGUCGGAAUUAUAACGUGGUAGAAUUAUGAUUUCUCAGAACAGCAUUUUACUGCUUCACUAGAACACUGUUCAGGUCUGCCAAUACAAGAUGUUUUGGAAAUAACAGAUGUGAAGUGUGUCUAAUAACUGCCUCUUUGCUAAAGGUGAAGACAAGCAGUUGAUAUUUGUAACAGCCCUUGAAGCAAACUAAUCAUAAAAUACAAAAAGGGUGUCAAACAUACAGGCUGAAGGGCACAUGUGACCCUUACUCAUAGAUAUUCAUAUAUAUAUAUUUAUUCAUAUAUAUAUGUAUAUAUAUAAUUUCAUUGUUUGUAAGUAUUGUUUCAGAAAUUUAGUGAGAAAUAUAUUACCAGUGAUAAAAUUACUAUAAGAAUAAUUAAAUAUGGCUUCAAUCUCUGCCAGAAUACCAACAUUUAUGACAUAUUAUCAGAUAUUUCUUUCAUUCUACUGCAUAUCUGAUUUGGAAUGUCUUUGCUUGAGGAAGAGAACUUAUUUCUUCCUUGCAUGGCCUCUGUUAUGCAGCAGUGGUAUUUUUAAUUUCUUUAUUUUUAAAAAGAUCUGGUUGCCUUCAGCAUAGCUAUCUACCACAUCUGAAGAUUCAUAAUUCAUUAACACAAAACUGUUGAUUGGCCUCUUCUUAAUCAAUGAGUCUGCUGGAAAGCUAAAUUUUUGUUCAAUUUACGUGAUGAUAACUAAAUUCCUUCUUAUCUGUUUUUUGUUUGCUAGCAUAUGAUGCAACAUCUGAAAUAACAAGAAUAACAGGACUAUGAUAAUACAGCUGAUCAUGAUGUAUCAGAAAGGGAUAGGUUUUAGUAGCAUUAUAAAUGGGGCACAGAUGGCUGGGCAUGAUUUUCAUGAUAAAAUAAAAAGAAUGCAUGAAGAGUACUACCUUUCCGGAUAUAAUGCUGUGUAGUCUGUUGCCACCUGCUUUCAUGCUGGUAUCUUCCUCGGCCUAUUUGACCCUCAAGAUAGAGGCAAUAUGUUCCCCCUAAACGUCGGUUGACUUUCAACGGACUACACGGCGUUAUAUACCAGAAGGUAGUACUCUUCAUACCCACUGCUGUGAGAACCUCAAAUCCUACAAGAGAAUACAUGGUUGAUGCAUGUACUCCCUUCUGCACACAGUGGAAAGUAUCAGCUUAUUUAUGUUUUUAAUUACUGAAUAAAUUAUUAACUUGGCA
Messenger RNA from Cryptotermes secundus, 2646 nucleotides. RefSeq names its product FMRFamide receptor. The coding region runs from base 89 to 1378 and encodes 429 amino acids. The transcript has 3 exons. The record is from RefSeq and is a predicted model, not a curated record. Gene Ontology annotation, cellular component: membrane. Lineage: Eukaryota; Metazoa; Arthropoda; Insecta; Blattodea; Kalotermitidae. Gene Ontology annotation, biological process: G protein-coupled receptor signaling pathway. Gene Ontology annotation, molecular function: G protein-coupled receptor activity.